AAAGUCAUUUUCCGUCGACCCAAAACACUUCUUCCCCAUUUCCAUCUCCCCCAUUUCCUCUCCCACAAAACCCCCAAAAAACAAAAUUCAAAAUCAAACCAAAUCCCUAAUCCCUUUCAAUCGUGUUUUACAUGCACGCUAAAUUACAAUAACCGCCAUGACCGGAACAACAACAACAUCACCGCCGCUACAAUCACCAACGAUCUCGCGUUCAAUAACACAAACGGUUAACGGUUCACACAAGUUCUUGAUCCAAGGCUAUUCAUUAGCGAAGGGAAUGGGAGUUGGAAAACACAUUGCUAGCGAUGUAUUUACCGUCGGAGGGUAUCAGUGGGCGAUCUACUUCUAUCCUGACGGAAAGAAUCCGGAAGAUAAUUCCGCUUAUGUAUCUGUUUUUAUUGCGUUAGCGAGUGAAGGUACCGAUGUUAGAGCGCUUUUUGAACUCACGCUUGUUGAUCAAAGUGGACAAGGGAAACAUAAGGUUCAUAGUCAUUUUGAUCGAUCUCUUGAGAGUGGUCCUUAUACUCUUAAGUAUAAGGGUAGCAUGUGGGGGUACAAGCGGUUUUUCAGACGGACUUUGCUUGAAAGCUCUGAUUUCCUCAAGAAUGACUGCUUGAAAAUCAACUGUACUGUUGGAGUCGUAAUUUCUGCUACUGAUUGUCCACAACUCAACUCUAUUCACGUCCCAGAAUCUGACAUUGGAUCGCACUUUGGCACACUAUUGGACAAUAUGGAAGGUUCAGAUGUUACUUUUGAUGUGGCUGGGGAGAAGUUUCCUGGUCAUAAGUUGGUGUUGGCUGCGAGAUCCCCAGAAUUUCGAUCUAAAUUUUUUAAUGCUAUGGAUACGGAGGACAAACAGGAGUUUGUUGUGACAGAUCUAGAACCAAAGGUUUUUAAGGCUAUGCUGCAUUUUAUCUACAGGGAUACCCUGACAGAAGAGGCGGAUGCGGUUUCAUCAACAACAUCUAGUGAAUUUCCAGUUUCUGAGACAUUGAUAGCAAAAUUGUUAGCUGCAGCAGACAAGUAUGGCUUGGAGAGGCUUAGACUGAUGUGCGAGUCUCGUCUUUGCAAGGAUAUUAGUGUGAAUUCUGUCACCCACAUUUUAACCUUGGCUGACCAUUGCCAUGCCACAGAGUUAAAAGCUGUUUGCCUAAAUUUUGCUGCUCAAAAUCUAGCAGCUGUCAUGAGGUCGGAUGGGUUUGAGUCUAUGAAAGAAAAAUGCCCAUGGCUACAGUCAGAGAUGUUGAAGACAAUUGCUGGCUGUGAGGGUGAUAGUUGCAGUACAGGGGACAAAUCUCAGAGUGUAUGGGCCCAACUCUCAGAUGGUGGUGAACAAAAUGGCAGGAGAGUCAGACAGAGACUUUGAUAUCCAUUGUCGCAUUGGUAUCUCUGAUUCUUUUGUAAAUGAAUGUGAUAAUGUCGAAAAAAUGGGGGAUAGAAAAGCCAAAGGAGAGGGAAAAUCCUUUUCUAGCCAACUUUUCCAUGUUCCAAUGGAAAGUUCUUUAGAAAAACAGGUAGACUAGACGCUAUGCAGGUUUAUGUAGAUGUCUCUGUUGUGUGUAUGUUUGGUUAGUGCAGAGUAGCUAUUGAAAAUGAGCUCAUCUGCAGUAUACUUUUGGAGAGGAUCCAAGUCCAUACAUAUUUUGCAACAGGAUGUCAUCGUUGCCAGACCUUAUGUCUCCAUCUGCUUUGUCCCAAAAUAUGUUGUUCAAACCUUCAUGUUUGUAGAACUAGGUUCAAUAGGAUGGCUGUUAUACCUUGUACAAAAUAUUCAUUUGGUAACAUUGUUUGUUUCAUUAAACCUCGUAAAAAGUGUUAAUGUUAGAUGGUCUAUCUUGAAUUGACUUUUA
Messenger RNA from Trifolium pratense (red clover), 1850 nucleotides. RefSeq names its product BTB/POZ and MATH domain-containing protein 4-like. The coding region runs from base 158 to 1366 and encodes 402 amino acids. Gene Ontology annotation, molecular function: protein binding. NCBI's taxonomy places the organism in Eukaryota, Viridiplantae, Streptophyta, Magnoliopsida, Fabales, Fabaceae. The transcript is spliced from 4 exons. Gene Ontology annotation, biological process: protein ubiquitination. The record is from RefSeq and is a predicted model, not a curated record.